AUUUGACGUCUUUCGAACGGGCGAAAAUGGAAUGCCGACGUCGCAGUCAGAAAGCGCCCCUUUCUGUUCAGAGACGUCAAUCGAUUUUCCUAUGGUUGAUUCGGUGUGAACCAUUUCUGUGAAUUUCAUUGGGAAAUACUUGCAAGCCGUACACGGAAAACUAUUGAAAAAUGUCUCGUUUCUUCGCCGGUGGUGGUUCGGAUUCCGAUUCCGAAAGCUCGUCUGAUAGUGAGGUCGUAGCACGGCCAGCAGCCCCUCAAUUCACUUUCAGCGAUGAGGAAGAGGACGUCAAGCGCGUCGUCCGCUCGACGAAGGAGAAACGUUAUGAAGAUUUGUCCAACAUUAUCAAGAACAUCCGCAACUACAAGAAGAUCAAGGAUAUGUCCAGCAUGCUGACCAGCUUCGAGGAAUUGACCCGGGCUCAUACUAAGGCACUUCCGGUGAUCACCAAGGUGGAGAAUGGGGUUACUCCCCGUUUCAUUAUCCGCGCCCUGGCCGAGCUGGAGGACUUCAUCAACAUGGUCUGGGAAGAUAAGGAGGGACGGAAAAAUCUGUCAAAGAACAAUUCUAAGUCGUUAGGAACGCUCCGUCAGAAAUUCCGAAAGUACAUCAAGGAGUUUGAUAGCGAUUUGAAGAAGUUCCGGGAGUCUCCGGAUGCAGCAGAUGAUGACGAAGAAGAGGAGGAGAAGAAGGAAGAAUCCGAGUCCGAAGAUGAACAGCAUGUGGCGCCAACUGCGGCCAAGGCCGUUUCCUUCAAGAAGGAUGUGCAGAAGGUGAAGGUGGACAAGGAUGACGAUGAAUCGGAUGAUUCUAUUGAUUGGGACAUGGACUCGGAUUCAGAUGAAAGCUCGUCGGAUGAGGAAACUCAGUACACCAGCAUCCGUGAACGGUUCUUGAAGAAGGCUGAUAAGGAAGACGGAGACGAUGCCGAAAAUAAGAAGGAAAAGAAGAAGUUACAGAAGGAUUCCAAGGAUAGGCUGAAGAAGAAGCGCGCUGACGACGAUGACGAAGGAUGGGAGGUGGUCAACGGAAAUCGUUCGACCAGUGCUGAGCAGCCCAAGAUGUUCGCUAAGGAUGCUGAGAUCGAUGUCAACGUUGUGAUUAACAAGCUGAACGAAGUGAUGGCCGCUCGUGGCAAGAAGAGAACCGAUCGCAAGCUUCAGAUCGAGUUCCUGAGGGAGCUGCGCACAAUUGCUGACACCCACAAUCUUGGAGAUGCGGUGGCCGCUAAGAUUAGGUUCAACAUUGUCUCGGCUAUUUUCGAUUACAACCCUAAGGUCUCGGAGCCGAUGAAGUUGGAACAUUGGUCGAAGCUGUUGGAGGAAAUUCAAGCACUGAUCAAGCUCCUCUUGGCCAAUGAAGAUAUCAUUCUGUCCGAAACAAUUUUGGAUGAAAACGAAGAGUACGAAACGGCACCCUACAAGAUCCGUGGUUGCAUUCUGACUGCCGUAGAACGUCUGGAUGAUGAAUUCACCAAACUGCUGAAGGAAUGUGAUCCUCACAGCAACGAUUAUGUUGAUCGCCUGAAGGAUGAAGUCACUGUGAGCAGUGUGAUUGAGCAGGUUGUGAAGUACAUCGAACGUCUCGGAAACGACACGGAAACCUGCAGAGUUUAUCUGCGCAAGAUCGAUCACUUGUACUACAAGUUUGACCCGAACGUGCUGAAGAAGAAAAAGAAGGAACUUCCGGCCAACACUUUGACAUCCGUUGAUGAAAUGGAUCGCCUGUGUCGCUUUGUUUACGCAAAAGAUCAAACGGAUCGACUGCGAACCCGUGCCAUCCUCUCGCACAUCUUCCAUCACGCCUUGCACGACAACUGGUUCCAAGCACGUGAUCUUGUACUGAUGUCCCACUUGCAGGAAACCAUCCACCAUUCGGAUCCUCCCACCCAAAUUCUGUACAAUCGUACCAUGGCUAAUUUGGGUCUUUGCGCCUUCCGCCACGGCAACGUCAAGGACGCCCAUCAGUGUUUGGUGGACCUCAUGAUGACCGGCAAGCCGAAAGAACUGCUCGCCCAGGGUCUGGUUCCUCAGCGUCAGAACGAACGCUCGCUGGAACAGGAGAAAGUGGAAAAGCAGCGCCAGAUGCCGUUCCAUAUGCACAUCAACUUGGAACUGCUGGAGUGUGUCUACCUGGUGUCGGCAAUGUUGCUUGAGAUUCCUUACAUGGCUGCCCACGAGUUCGAUGCCCGUCGUCGGAUGAUCAGCAAAACGUUCUACCAACAGCUAAGAUCAUCGGAAAGGCAGUCUUUGGUUGGUCCCCCUGAAUCCAUGCGUGAGCACGUAGUUGCGGCCGCCAAAGCAAUGCGCCACGGAAACUGGAACGCAUGUUCCAACUUCAUCGUCAACAAGAAGAUGAACGUCAAGGUGUGGGAUCUGUUCUACGAAGCCGACCGCGUCCGCGAAAUGUUGACCAAGUUCAUCAAGGAGGAAUCGCUGCGCACCUACCUGUUCACCUAUUCCAAUGUGUACGCCUCGAUCAGUGUGCCUUAUUUGGCGGAAAUGUUCGAGCUUCCCAAGAGCAAGGUCCACUCUUUGAUCAGCAAGAUGAUCAUCAAUGAGGAGCUGAUGGCGUCGUUGGACGACCCGACUGAAACCGUCGUUCUGCAUCGUUCGGAACCCUCGCGUCUCCAGGCCCUGUCCAUGCAGCUUUCCGACAAGGUCACCAAUUUGGUCGACUCCAACGAGCGCAUCUUCGAAAUGAAGCAAGGUAACUUCUUCCAACGCGGUGGCAACCAGGGCUACAACCGUGACCGCCAGAACUACCGCAACCAGGGCCAGGGCCAGAACUGGAGCGGCAACCGGCGCAACCGUGAUGAUAACCGUGAGAACCGUGGCAACCGUAACCAGAAUCGCGAUCGCGAUCAUCGUAAACAACACCGAGUGGAAUUCGAAGAGAAGGCUGAGUAAUCGGCUAAAGAUCGAUCCGGUUCCUAAUCCCAACUGUAGGACAAAGGAGACGCGGAAAGGUGUAUUAGGCAGACGCAACAAGAUCGUACAUUUAAAGAAGAAACAUUUGCGUAAGUGUAUCAGUCUUAUUAAUUUGGCUAAAGUAUAAAUAUUAUCCAACACAAUAGAAUGAAUGCAGAAAUAAAUUGGUGCUGGUUUCCCGAUCUGGAAGCUGGUUCUCGGUUGAGUGGGUUUGCCUCCAGAUCGGGAGGAUCUGCAUAUAUGAAAGGGGAA
Molecule: messenger RNA, 3182 nt
Organism: Aedes albopictus (Asian tiger mosquito)
Lineage: Eukaryota; Metazoa; Arthropoda; Insecta; Diptera; Culicidae
Gene: eIF3c
Product: eukaryotic translation initiation factor 3 subunit C
Exons: 4
Coding region: 171-2909 (912 amino acids)
Biological process (GO): translational initiation
Cellular component (GO): eukaryotic translation initiation factor 3 complex
Molecular function (GO): translation initiation factor activity; translation initiation factor binding; RNA binding
Source: RefSeq, a predicted model, not a curated record